CAGAGAAAGGUUUGACAGGAGAAAGUAACAAUAUUAGCAGCUGUGAAGAAUGGGUUUUGAGAAUGAGAAUGAAAGUGAGGAAAAGAAGAACAUAGGACGGUUAGCGUUGUUCUCCAUCCCAAGAAUGGCGUCCCCAGAGAGAUCAGGAAUGGCUACUCCGCCACUUCAGACCUCUGCAGCUGUUCCUUUCCGGUGGGAAGAACAACCAGGAAAACCACGACCAUGCAGUGCCCUCAUCCCUUUCUCCGACCCCGCCGACAUCGUACCCAAGUGCUUGGAACUCCCUCCGAGGUUGCUCGUACCCUCUCCUUAUGUCUCCACCAUCAACACCUUUCGCUCUCCCUCCUUCACAAUCACUGCCUCCAACUGCUAUGGUUCUGAUACCAAGGUGCUUGGGGCCAUGGUUCUCUCCAAAGCCGGGGACUUCAAGGACUCUAUCUGGUUUGGUUCUUGGAAAAAAAAGCCCUUCAAACUCAAAAGAAGAGAGGUCACUGGGGCCAGUCACGUCUUUCCUUCCUUUUCUUCUUCUUCCACUGAUUAUAAGGACACUGACACCAUCCAAAGCAUCAAACGUUCUGGCGUCUGGACGAGUAUUUGUGAAGGGUUGAAGCUGGUGGUUCCACGGAGGAGUAAGAAAGUGAAGAAAGAUGGGUGUGGCGGUGUCCUUAAACCAUAGGGUCACAUUUCAAUUUCUUUGGAAUGCAUUGUGUGGUGAAAGAUGAGUUCUUUAGGAGCUAUCCAAUGUAUCUGAUUAUAUUUUACUUUAUGAGAUGACUGUGACAGAUAGAAGCGUUGCAGACAGAAAGGCUGUUUCUUCUGCUGCUACGAUGCUUGUAACCUGGAAAGAUGUACAUGAUGUUUAUUUACUUGGUUUAGUUGGUAAGAA
Vigna angularis (adzuki bean) is the source of this 886-nucleotide messenger RNA. RefSeq lists its product as uncharacterized. The transcript is spliced from 2 exons. The record is from RefSeq and is a predicted model, not a curated record. Bases 50 to 676 code for a protein of 208 amino acids. NCBI's taxonomy places the organism in Eukaryota, Viridiplantae, Streptophyta, Magnoliopsida, Fabales, Fabaceae.